AUGGUAGAACAGCAAGGAGGAAGAACAGCCAACGCUACAUCAAGGAAGAGGAAGGAUCUUACGAUGCGAAACAGGGGAGAAGAACACGCAACGGAACAACACUCUGCACACACCCAUUUGCUGGCUAACAGAGGAAGGAUGAAAGGGUAUGGAGAGAAAUUGAUACUAAGCUUGGUCAAACAUUAUAAUGAUUAUGGAGGAAGACCUCAAUAUGUGCAAUGGGCUAGAGAUGCUGGAACUCCUAUCAACAAUGAUGAUGAUUUUCACACUAACCCUAUUAUUAAGGAUUACUACAAAAAUCAUGUCAAGAAUGUGUUAACAAGGAUCAACACAAUCACUGGAAUAGCUUACAAGGAUGAAGCAACCAUCAUGGCUUGGGAAUUGAUGAAUGAACCACGCUGCCAAGUUGAUUACUCUGGCAACACCGUCACUACAUGGGUUCAGGAGAUGGCUCCGUAUGUGAAAUCCAUUGACAGCAAUCACUUAUUGGGGGUAGGGAUGGAGGGUUUCUAUGAAGACUCAAUUGCAGAUAGGAAACAAUACAAUCCUGGUUACCAAGUUGGAACUGACUUCAUUUCCAGCAAUCAGAUCAAUGAAACUGACUUUACCACCAUUCAUGCGUAUCCUGAUAGUUGGCUAGCAGGGCAAAGUGAAGAUGCACAAAUGGAAUUCAUGCAAAGGUGGAUGACUAGUCAUUGGGAUGACUCAGCAACAAUCUUGAAGAAGCCAAUAGUGUUUUGUGAAUUUGGAAAGUCAAGAAAGGACCCAGGAUAUAGUAUCUCUGCUAGAGAUUCAUUCAUGAAUUCUGUGUAUUCAAGCAUUUGCAAUUUGGCACAAAAGGGAGGAACUUUUGGUGGAGGCUUAGUUUGGCAACUUCUAGAUGAAGGCAUGGACUCACAUGAUGAUGCCUAUGGGAUUGUUUUGUCUAAAGAUGCUUCUACAUGCAACGUUAUAAGUCAGCAAUCUGAUAAAAUGACUGCUCUUGAGCUUCCUUGA
Messenger RNA from Prosopis cineraria, 996 nucleotides. RefSeq names its product mannan endo-1,4-beta-mannosidase 5-like. The record is from RefSeq and is a predicted model, not a curated record. The coding region runs from base 1 to 996 and encodes 331 amino acids. Gene Ontology annotation, molecular function: hydrolase activity, hydrolyzing O-glycosyl compounds. NCBI's taxonomy places the organism in Eukaryota, Viridiplantae, Streptophyta, Magnoliopsida, Fabales, Fabaceae. The transcript is spliced from 5 exons.